Molecule: messenger RNA, 390 nt
Organism: Apaloderma vittatum (bar-tailed trogon)
Lineage: Eukaryota; Metazoa; Chordata; Aves; Trogoniformes; Trogonidae
Gene: RIPPLY3
Product: ripply transcriptional repressor 3
Exons: 4
Coding region: 1-390 (129 amino acids)
Biological process (GO): embryonic pattern specification; negative regulation of transcription by RNA polymerase II
Cellular component (GO): nucleus
Source: RefSeq, a predicted model, not a curated record
AUGGAGGGAGCAGCUGGGGCUCUCCCACUCCAGGCUGCCAGGGAACCCGUCCGUCACCGAGCCGGGCAGCGGCACCCACCCUGGCCAAGGGAGCACCCAGAGAGCAGCUCUGCUUUAUGGAGGCCCUGGAUGCUCACAGGAAGAGAUGGUGAGAUGACAGAGAAUCAACGAAUGUCAGAACUGGAUGGUCAGCUAAUAAAUUUCAGAUCAAAAGGAGCCUUGGGGUUUCAACACCCUGUGAGACUUUAUUUGCCCAAGUCCAAAUCCCAAAAGUUUCUUAAUAACAUCGGAGAGAAGGUUCUGACCAGUUUUCCAGUACAAGCUACAAUUCACUUCUACAACGAUGAUGCCGACUCUGAGGAAGAUGAAGAAGAAAUCAGUUCAGCCUAA